Guyanagaster necrorhizus is the source of this 665-nucleotide messenger RNA. RefSeq lists its product as uncharacterized. NCBI's taxonomy places the organism in Eukaryota, Fungi, Basidiomycota, Agaricomycetes, Agaricales, Physalacriaceae. The record is from RefSeq and is a predicted model, not a curated record. The coding region runs from base 233 to 568 and encodes 111 amino acids. The transcript is spliced from 3 exons.
UAACUAGUAUAUACAUCGUAGGGCGGGGGCAGGUGUAAAGAAGUGUGCCUUUGACGUCUGAAAGCCGGAGUAGCAUGGGGCCUCUCAUUUUCACUACGUUUCACCAAAUCAUUACGUUCAUCUACUGCUCAUGUCCGCCUAAUUUGGCACUUGAUUGACUUGAAGGCUUGUGUCUUUAAUCUUUAUAGCACCAUCUGACGUCUCCUGACUCGGCUUAGCGCUGGCUUCACGGAUGUCCGAGUCCUCGUUGCAUGUCAUGUGCAAACGGCGUCAAGACCAUAUCCAGCCUCGAUCCAACGAUAAUCAUUCCCGGAAGAUGAGAAACCCACGCAGCGUCAGUUUAUGCAUGAUUGAAAGAGAUAAGGAUCCUCUCACAGAGCCUUAUUCUCCACCCUGCGGGAGGUGUGCUUUUGCUGUUGUCAAUCGGUACUGCUCAGUUGUAGGUCACGUAUUCUGUCUGAAAUGUAUAAACGAGUGGGUCGGUGUCACCCCGCGUCAACGCAGAACCUGUACCUGCCCGUCUUGCAGCGCUGUCAUUACCAAAGGUACUUCAACAGCCUCAGUGUAGUAAAAUCUUUGCUCUCCAACCCCCUAUGGAUCAAGUGAGCUUGCGAAAGGUGUUCGUUCCUCAGAUGGAUUCGCUGGUACAUGAGCUUCAUGCAUUC